GUAUCGUUAUAACAGAUACAGAUACUUGGAAAUCUUGUUGAUUAUGUUUAUUGCCAAGUUUUUUAAUAAAGUUUAAUCUCUUUGCAAUUAUCUAUUUGCUUGAUUGCCAAUCUAAUAUUUAGAAUGGCUAACAGUUCUCGACUGUACCUUACAGCCUACAAUUUGGUCCAAUUUAUUGGCUUUUCUAGUGUUACUUAUUACCUACUGCAUGCAUUGUUGUUUGAUAGCAAUAUUAUCAGUGCCAAACAAAUUUACCAAGCUAUAUCACCAAGGUUCACCUUUUUUCAAACCUUACAAUUUAUUGAGGUAUUACACGUGUUGAUUGGUUUAACUGGUGGAUCUCCUUUAAUAUCUUUCGUUCAAAUUGGCGGUCGUAAUCUCAUUCUUCAUAUUCUAAUCAAUGAUAUUGCUGCAGUCCAGAGUAAAUGGUUUGUUCCGUGGUUAAUUUUAGCUUGGUCUUCGAUAGAAUGCUUUCGCUAUCCAUUUUACAUCUCAUCUCUCCUUAAUUAUAAAAUUAAGUUGAUAACCUUUCUUAGAUACACUGCUUGGUAUCCAAUUUAUCCGGCUGGUAUCAUUCUGGAAGCCCUGACAAUCAAAUCUUCACUUGAAUCUUUAGAAGCAAGUGGCAAAUAUUCCGUUUCUCUACCCAAUUCGGCUAAUUUUUCCUUUCACUUACCAACUCUACUCCAACUUUAUUUGAAAUUAUUAAUUUGGCCCACUUCUUUUCUUCUGUUAUCCCAUAUGUACAAGCAAUCUAAGAAUGCCCUAAAGUGACCAUGAAAUUUGCGUACAACAACAAUACAAUUGUACAAUUUAAGACGCAUAAAAAUUUCUAAUUUCCGAUGUACUCUUAAGAGAUUCAAAUUCAAUUUGCUCUUUUUGAUUUAUAAAUUUAUAUUUUUGAUUUUCAA
This is a messenger RNA of Tetranychus urticae (two-spotted spider mite), 911 nucleotides long. Lineage: Eukaryota; Metazoa; Arthropoda; Arachnida; Trombidiformes; Tetranychidae. The record is from RefSeq and is a predicted model, not a curated record.